Molecule: messenger RNA, 6749 nt
Organism: Leucoraja erinaceus (little skate)
Lineage: Eukaryota; Metazoa; Chordata; Chondrichthyes; Rajiformes; Rajidae
Gene: meioc
Product: minamoto
Exons: 8
Coding region: 196-3063 (955 amino acids)
Biological process (GO): female meiosis I; meiotic cell cycle; male meiosis I
Cellular component (GO): nucleus; cytoplasm
Source: RefSeq, a predicted model, not a curated record
CUCCCCCCAACGGUCCCCGCCCGCCCCGCCCCGCCCCGCACUCAGUCAGUCAGUGAAUGGGCAGCAGAUGGGUGAGACCGGCGUGGCGACUGCUCCCGACGAGACGCGGCUGAGCCCCUUUCACACCCCGUCCGCCCCACAUCGCGCCUCAGCAGCCCGCUCUCUUCGCCACAGCCAGACCAACCGAGGGGCCACAUGGAGCCUAAAACGAUUUUAAAAAGUGUGAAUCGUUACUACAAUGGCAUUGAAGCUAACAACAGAUCAACAGAUGUCUUUGGUGAUGCUCUAGUCAAUUGUAAUUCAUUCUUCAGCCCUUAUAAAGCACAGGUAUCUCAAUAUGAAGAAAAUAUAGAUUCGCAUCAGUCCUACACAACAUCUGUGUCAACCACACCUGAUUCUUCCUUGUUUUAUGUUCCUUGGUCAACAUCGGGGGAUGAUUAUAAACAGCUUGCUGGAUCACAAACUAAUCCUAACCGGUCCCAGAAUGAAAUGAAUGAAUUUGGCAGUGCUGCAGACCUGUAUGGCCUUGUUUCUAACAUUCUCGAAGAACCUGACCAGUCACAAUCUUUAUUUGUUGAAGGAAAUACAUCUUCUAACUUAUUAAGAUCAAUAUGGUCUUCCACAACCAGCAGAUAUUCGGAACAUCUAGAUCACUCGUCUGAGUCUAAGAAGCCUGUAGACGCAUCAUAUUCACAGCCUGUUUUUAAUGCAAAGGAAUCCUUAGCAACUAAUGACAAGCACCAGUACCAGCAGGAUAAUCAUUUAGUCUCACAGCAAAAAAUAAAUAUGGAAGAUUUUUUAGGGUUUGAUGAUUUAGAUCUUGCAGAGCAAUGGGUAUAUCCCUCAAAGAAAGAAACUACGGAUUGCAGUCCUUUUCAGUCCACUGAUACCACCAAGAUGAACUUUCAAGAGUUUCCUUAUGUGAAGAACUGUUCCAAACUUCAGGCAGGGUUAUCAGUUAGAGAACCUGGAACAGAGAUACACAUGUAUGGCAGAGAUGGAGGAGAUUUUAAAGAAGUUGGUACAGCUUCUAAUCUAACAUCUACAGAGCUGUUUCCUUUCCUUCAUAAUUCUAGAAAUGCUUACAUUAAUACUGGCAACAGGUACAUGGAGCAAAUGCAUGGCAGUAAAUUCAGACAAAACAAAUUUGUGAACUUCAACAUGGCAGAUGGAAAAUCAUCUGCUUCUGAUUGUAUACCAGAAUUACCAGUAAUAGAAAUGGAUGGAUGUACCAGAAUCUCAAAAACCAAGCAAGCACAAAAGGGGUUUGAUGAAUUAAACAUUGAUCAACAUGCUCUAAAAUACUGUAUAAAAUCAUCAUCAAGUUUGAGUGAUAAACAGCUUUCAAAAGAAAUAGGAUUAGGUAGUGAUUUGGGACAGAAGUGCACCUCAGAAUGUGGAAGAAACCCUCACACAUUUUGUCCAAUUAGAAGUGAUUUUGAGAAGGCCUUCGAAAAGCAACAGCAUUCUAAUUAUGAUCAUUUUUCACAGCAGUCUGAAUAUGUGCAGCCAUUAAAUGCAUUGCCAGUGUCUGUGUAUUCUGGAGAGUCUUACCAAAGUAGGCAAUCCUGGACAAAAUCCUGUACUUCUGGUUCUGAAACUACCACUACUGCCUCAUUUGGAAAGCCAGAUAGCUCAGCAGACCUCAGCAAUCAAACAUCACCUGCCUCUAAAACAUCUUCACACUCGUACUGUCCAACUUCUCAUCAGUCUUCCAUGCCGUUUCCUCAAAAUAAUAGUGCUUAUUUCCAAAGGUCUACUGGAAUUUAUAAUCAGGAUAACCACCCUAAGGUGUCUAGCAGUGAAUUCCCCUAUAAUAUGGAAAGGGUUCAACCAGGUACACAUGUUGAAGGACAAAACAAAGCUAGUGGAGAUAUGUACUUUGAAUCACCCAUUGAAAAAAAUUGUCAAAAUGGGAAGCAAGUAAAUGGAUUUCAUGGGAGUUCAUCGUCUCAGCAAUAUGUUCCAAACAAAUACCCCAGCUAUCAAACUAAACAGAUAAACUGCCAUUAUGAUUUGAAUGAAGACAUGAAGAAAAAAGAUGAUGAAUUUUCACAAAAUAUGUACAGAGAUUUGCUAGGUGCUCAGUCUUAUUAUUAUAAUAAUCACAAUUCUCAACAAGGAGCUGGAGACAGCAACAAUGUAGCAAAUUAUAUGACUCGUUCUUCAGCUGCUUUUUCAAGUCCCUACAUGAUGGGUGACUUUAGACGGAACCAUAUUUCCCAACUUGGCCCACUUGGUGUUGCUUCAGGAACUAAUCUUCAGUUUGGUCAUCCUGUUGUUUCAUUGAUGGAUCCCAGUGAGUUAUUUCCAUAUGAGGAGUUCAGUCAUUUGUAUCCUCUUUUCAAUGAUAUGUUUUAUGGAGAUGCUCCCCUUUAUGGAUUUAUACCACCUUUUGGAUUUCCAAGACCUAUGAAAAAUCGCAGUGGUCCAGCCAAUGAACUUCAUAUUCGAUUAGAAGAGUGCUAUGAGCAAUGGAGAGCUCUGGAAAAAGAAAGAAAAAAGACUGAAGCAGCACUUGCUCGGAACUAUCCUGGAAAGAGAGUGACCAGUUCCAAUAAUACACCUAUUCCCAGACUACCUUCCAACCCUUCCCGGGUUGAUCGUUUGAUUGUUGAUCAACUGAGAGAACAAGCAAGAGUUGUGACAUUGCUCGGGAAAAUGGAACGCCUCCGCAGUUCUCCUCUUCAUGCUAAUAUUUCUACAGCUCUUGACCGACAUUUAGAAGCCAUUCAUGUCACCCAAGCUCGCAGGAAAGAUGAAAUAGUAAAUGCUGCUAAUAGACAGAGGCAAGGAGCACCAAGAUACCAGGAUGACCGAGAUGUUCUUGCUUUGGCUAUUGCGGUCAAAGAAAUGGCUGUAGCUACACGGAAAGCACGGACUGCUUUGUGGUGUGCCCUCCAAAUGACUUUACCCAAAACACCAAAUGCCAAUCCAGAUGACCAAGUUGAAGCAGAAAGGGAACUGCACGAUCUUGUGACCAACGGAGACAAAAACUAUCAAAAUAGAAGCAACUACUAUAGUGGGGAAAAGAAUGAAGUAGCAAAAACUCGCAUUGAUUAGAGAACUGCUAGAAAAUCAAAUAAUAGACUGAAAAGUCGCAUAAUAAAUUAUUCUAUUCAUUAUUAUCUUUAAAGUAACACAAAUAUGAAUUCGUUAAGUAAAAGUAAUUAUAAGCGAUGUAAUAUGUAGUCAUGUUUGGUUAGUAAAUAGAUAUCUAUCUAUUGAGACACAUAAUAUGAAGCUUACAUAAAAUCUCACAACCAUAAUUUAACAAGAUCAUUUUACUUCAUGGUUUGGUAAACUGUUCUUGUCAAAUCUUUACAAUCAAAGUGACUAAAUCUCCUUAGUCAGGAAAUUUUAAUCUAAUGUUUGUUUUAGUUUCUUCAAGAUGUUUGUUAUUUAUUACACAUAAAAUUUAUAAAAAAAAGGUCAUGGCUUUCUUUGACAUGACCUCUAUUUGGUGAAGGUGAUGAACAAGUGCAUCAAGGUGCAGUCUUUUGGUAAGAAGUAUAAGAGCUAAAAAUCAAUAAGUGAAAUAAAAUAUUUAAUGCCACAACAGUACGUGGAGAUUAAUGAAACCAGUACAUAUACUGCAAUUAUCCUGUUAAGUAAACGUUUAUCAUAGUUUAGAUUUAGCGGUUCUGUUUAUAUUUAUAUUACCUUAAUCUGGUUAGACCCUCUGUUUAUAUAAUUGAAGUUACAGAUAAUGUGCAAUGGUCACAGACUUUGUAUAAUAUAUUACUGAUGCCUGGAAAUAUGAAAGUAAUGAUAUUGAAGAUAAUUCAUUGGAAAAUACCAUUAAUUAUUAUUGUUCGCAGUUUGAUAUUUAUGCAGUGAAUAAGAGCUAUCCAGGAGUAAUAAUAAGGCAUUAAUUUCACUUUAAUAUCAGAUUGCAAAUGAGAUGUAUAAGUAUUCUGAUGUGGAAAGGUGAAAUUACCGCCUCAGGUUUACACUAUGUUAAUAUAUUAUACUUUGAAUUUCUUGGAUCACUUCAAUUAGAGUUUAGAUUUUUUUUUUGCCAAAAGUUAAUAUUAUGUAGAUGCAUGAUAAUAUCUACACAGAAUAAUUAACAAUUUGUUACACAAGGUACACAGUGGCAUAUACAAGACAGUCAUUUUUAAGUUACGUUACUUUUUUCCCCUCAUUCUCUCGCUCUGACAUCUUUGGUUGAGGGUUCAGGCUAUUUUUUAAACAUUGUAGUUCUGUGGCUAAUAACACCCAUACUAACUCGCCAAAUAACAUUCCUCUUACGUGUUGAGUACAUCACUUUAUCGUGUGAGUCAUCAACACCAAAGGUUGAUAUUUUUCUCAUCUAAUCUUCAUAUAUACUUUGGAUAGCAAUCACGAACAGAAACCAUUUCCUAGCCCAGGGAAUGUUAUUGUGGCUGAGAUAAGCUAAUUCAGCACGGACCAGGAAUUGAAUUUCUGGUCUACAUAGUUUGGUAUAAUGACAGAUGCUGGAUUUAGUUGUUAUCCAUCAGGGAAGGUGUGAGCGGUUAACAUUUUCAUAUAUCACUGUUGUUGAUGCGUAUUUUAUUUAUAUGUUUAAAAAUCAUUUCAAAUAGUUUAAAUCAUUUUUGUUGAUGUUAAGCAGAUUUGCUUGUGCCUACGUAGUGAGAAGCUACAUGAUGGCAAUAUAUGAUGCAGUUGAUAUCCCACUAUUAAUUGUGCUUGUAUAUGCUAGAAUAGAUUAACAGAAUCUAUACUGGACAAGAAACCACAUUACAUAAAUUAUAUGCAUUAAUCAAUUGUAUUUGAUGAAUGCUAAUCACAGAAAGCAGAUGACUUUCAGCAACAAGAGCAUUUUCAGAGAAAAGUGAAAAGGAAUACAAAAAAAUGACUUUAUGCAAUGAUACAAAACCUUGUAAAAUGAAGCAGACAAAUCCAAACUCCAAAACAGUUACAAGAAAUACUGCUUCAUUAACAAAAGCAUAACCAAGUACUAUUUAAAAUGUAAAUCUUACUUUAUUAUUGAGGAUCUUUGCAGUGGAUGUUACACUGGCUACAGUGUGUUGUACCUCUGUAGUAAAACUACAGAAAUAAUGCAUUAUCCAACAAUCUAGAUGUGUUGAUUUAGUGAAUUUCUUUUGUAUUUGGAAUGUGUUAACAUUUACUAAGUUUGAAGCGUACAUUUAUUUUAAUUAGUGCUAACAUGCCUCUCAUAUUUAGUAUUUGUUAGAUUUUUUUUAAUGUAGUUAUGAGGCAACUUGUUUAUAAUGUGUACAGUCUGUAAAAGUUGAUGGCUUAUUUUCCUUUUGGACAUCAGUAGUACUAUUCAAAAAUUUUGUAAUAGUGAGCUGUUCUGCAUUUCUGAUAUGAAAUCUAGAACGUUUAACUGUUAAAUGCGUCCACACAAACAAGUUUAAUAUUAUGUCAGGAAAUGGUUAAUAAUCUUCACAGGACAUGUGGUACUUGCAACCAAAGUGAAUUGCUUCAAACUUGACAGUAUUGUACUUGAUUUGGUGGUACAUGCCAAGCUAAAUUGUCAUUCAUUUCUAAUUCAUUGAUCGAAAAUGUUUGUAAAUAUCUUAAAAUCAUUUAGAAAUACCUUAAAUGAUUUUGAGACAUUUGACCCUAGAUUACUUUUGAGAAGUUAGCCACUCGGAGACAUAAAUCUGCGAUAUCAUCAAAAUUAAUUUGUCUUACCUGGUGUAUUUGUCACUUAGAUAUACUGUAUCUUAAUGUGAUUUCCAGGGAUUUUCCUAAAAAUAAUACAUUUCUUCCAUUAUAUGAAAUACCAUAAGGUUUUAAUAUUUUCCUUGAAAACAAUUUCAACUAUUUUGUUUAAUAGUGCAUCUUGAUGUUAUCCAGAAGGCAUUUUAAUGCAUUCUUCAAUUAUAUUUAAGAUAUGUCCAAAUAAAUGUGAUGUAUCAGAUAUCUUUAAUAUGGUAAUUUGUGUUGUACAAUUAACUUAAGGAACAAGAAUCUUUUGACCUUUGAGUUUAUGAAUUGAAUUCUUCUUUAGAUUAAUGAAUGAAAGAAACAUAUCUUUGUCAUGUGUGAUAAAUUGAUCAGGAAUACAGUAUGAAAAACCUCCUAGAUGUUUAAAUGUUUAUGUGAUCAAUGAAAUACUUGGUAAUGUAAUACAUAACUGCUGAAAUAGUUAUCUCAUGAGGAGUCAACAGAAGGUUGUGCAUUUCAAAAGAGUACGUGGUGACUGCUUGAAACAAUGUCAUUUAAAAAUGGAGUUAACCCAAGUUCCAAAAUUAAUAUUUAAGAAGUUGACUUUGUAUCAAAGGUGGUGAAAUUUUUGAUUUUCCUAAGUUAAAGUUGAUAUAUUUUACUGAACUGUGUAAGUUACUGAAAAUAUAACAUUAAAUUAAUAAAAUAUUGAUCUAAUUUAAAUUAUUAAUCAUUUUUACGAUGUACAAUAGUGGAAUGUUUAACAUACCUGAAUAGAAAUAGUUAUGUCUUCCGAGAACAUUAAAAUCAGAAGAUUGGGGGGAGGGGAGUCCAGCUAUUUAAAAAAUGUGAGAAUGCGAAAGAUGUAAAUAACAGAAUGAAAAAAAUCAUCAGCUAAAUAAAUUAAUCCCAGAAUCAGCAUGGAGUACAGUAACUCAGAUAAAAGUAAAUAACAGAAAUGCAUUGGCCACAAAUUGUUUGUGUUAUGGAUGCCAAAUUUCUUCCAUCAUUGUGACAUUUCCAGCACAAAGAAUAUUGGGGAGUUUUGCCUCCCAGAAACACACAGAAUAAUCAGAUAAUGUCAGUCAGCAUAUUGUUCCCAAUUUUAAAAUAGGAAACCUUUU